Musa acuminata subsp. malaccensis (wild Malaysian banana) is the source of this 1977-nucleotide messenger RNA. Lineage: Eukaryota; Viridiplantae; Streptophyta; Magnoliopsida; Zingiberales; Musaceae. The record is from RefSeq and is a predicted model, not a curated record.
AUGGCUGUUGUUGGCGUUGGCUGCAAUGGCGAAUCUAUUUGCUCAAAGCAUGUCACUAUGCUUAUGACCAUAAUUAUGAGCUUUGGAGUCAUCUCCUGUUGUCUCGGCCAUGGCGGGGGCGAUCAUGAUGGCCAUCUCGGGGCGGAGGGGGGAAGCUGCAUAGAGAGCGAGAGGAGAGCUCUCCUAGCCAUCAGAUCCGAUAUGUACGACUCCGGCAAAAGGUUCUCUUCUUGGAUCGGUGAAGAUUGCUGUAGCUGGAGAGGAGUGGCCUGCGAUGACAACACCAGCCAUGUCAUCAAGCUCGAUCUCCACUAUCUCCACACUCACAAUUUCUACACAUAUGAUUUGGAUGACGAGGACGAUAUGUGCUUCAUGUUAGAAGGGAUGGGUGCGAGCAAGGUAAAUCCUGCUUUGCGUGAUCUGAAGCAUUUGAAAUAUCUGGAUUUGAGCAUGAAUAAUUUCUCUGGUGCCCACGUCCCCUACAUGAUUGCUUCACUUGUGCAUUUGGAAUAUCUUAACCUAUCCAAUGCUGGGUUUGGUGGGCUAAUACCUCCUCAACUGGGGAACCUCUCCAACCUACACUUCCUCGAUCUUGGAGGAUGUGGAUUUACUAAUCUACAAGCUGAUGACCUUGAUUGGCUCUCCCGAAUUCCUUCUCUAAAAUAUGUUGAUAUGAGUUUUGUCAACCUCUCUAAAGCAACUAAUUGGCUUCACCAAGUUAAUUGGAUCCUCAGUCUUAAAGUAUUGCGCUUGGGGUGGGCAAACCUCCCUUGUGUUCCAUCACCUUUGCCCCCUUUUAAUCUGUCUUCAAUCGUCAAACUAGAUCUCUCUGGUUAUUCCAACUUGAACACAACAAUUCUAAGAUGGAUCUCUCAUGCUAGCAGCCUUGUAUAUCUUAAUCUUUUUUACUGCAGUGGUGUUGAUAUUGAUUCACUACAAGUCACUCUAGGAGCUCUGACUAAUUUGAAAGACUUGGAUUUGCAAUACAAUGGUAUCAAAGGAGAAAUUUUUGGAAUAAUAAUGAAUGUAAGCAGGAGCUUGAAGCAUUUGGAUUUAAGUUGGAAUUUAUUAAGUGGAGAUAUUACACAAAUCUUGUGGAGUCUUGGGCCCCUGGAGUACCUUGCAUUAGAUGGUAACAAGCUCAAUGGACAAAUUCCAAAAAUGAUGAAAAAUUUCACAAGCAGCUUGCGAUAUUUAAAUUUGAGAUCUAAUCACAUUACCGGAGAAAUUCCACGAGCUAUGGGGAAUCUCACUAAUCUGAAAUACUUGGAUCUCUCAAACAAUAAUAUUACUGGAAGUAUACCGAUAGCUUUUGGUGAUCUAAUCAACUUGGAGAGCUUAUUCUUGUUCGGAAAUCAGAUUUCAGGACAAAUACCAGAAACGAUCGGGAAUCUUCAAAAUAUGCAAUCUCUAUAUUUAAUUGAUAAUUUUAUUACUGGGCAGAUGCCAGAGACCAUCAACAGACUCUACAACUUGCAAAUCCUGGAUGUAUCAUAUAACCACUUGACAAGGUUAGUACCUGGGACUUUGAAUGAGCUCUGCAAUUUGAGUUUUAUAGAUUUAUCACAUAACCAUAUCAGUGGAGAGUUAACCGAUCUAAUUGAUAGUUUACUACGUUGUGAACAAAGAGCCGCUCUAUAUUUAUCUAUUAGUGGCAACAAUUUGAGUGGGAUUGUUCCUUUAAGUAUGGGUCAAUUAUCUGCAUUACAAGUAUUGGACCUCUCCUCAAAUUUGUUGGAAGGGUACUCAGAGAACACAGAGGUGUUGAAGCAUAUUGUCAAAAUGGGUGAAGAAGCGAUGAUGAGUCUAAAGGAACUUGGCUAUCCAAAAUCAAGCAUUGAUUAUAAUGAAAUUGGACUCAGAGGAGUGCCACAGUACCAUAGAGGUGGAUCUAUCGAUAAUAAAGAAAGGGAUAUAGAUGCGAGGCAACGAAUACUAGGGCCAUGGGCAUGGCAUGAUAGUGUCAUGGUACUAUAG